CUCCCUGGCUUUCUGACCCCAGCCUGGGUGGCAGGGGCCUGCCUGUCUGCUUACCUCCCUCACAGCAUUUGCAGGGAGCUCAGAGUCUGCUUUUGGUUAGAUCUGGGCUGCAGGAGCCCCGGGCGAGGGAAGUGUAGGCAGAGAGCUAGGAGGUCCACUACAAGGGAGGGGAGCCUCGUCUGCGCAUGGACCCAUGAGGACCCGGGCAGCCUGGCAGGCCCGUCCUGGAGGCCGAGGGAAAGGCUAGGGCGAGUGAGAAGGACACAAAAUUCUACGGUGCUCUGCUGGCGGGACUGCAGCUAACGCCAGGGCCAGCCCUGGAGCUUGGUGCUGGGUCCUUUUGCCCCAGGAGACCACCACAUCAGAGCCUUCCCUGUGCAGUGCUGCACCAGGGCCCAGGCUCUCUGCUGCGGCCUUGCCCUCUGUUUGGGGCAUAGAGUUUGACAUGAGUUGGUAGUAUACUUUCUUUUUAAAGAUUGAUUGAUUGAUUUGAAAGUCAUAAUUACACACAGAGAGAAGGAGAUGCAGAGAAAGAGAGAAAGGUCUUCCAUCCGUUGGUUCACUCCGCUAUUGGCCACAACGGCCAGAGCUGUGCUGAUCUGAAGCCAGGAGCCAGGAGCUUCCUCCAAGUCUCCCAUGCAGGUGCAGGGGCCCAAGGACUUGGGCCAUCCUCUACUGCUUCCGCAGGCCAUAACAGAUAGCUGGAUCGGAAGUGGAGCCACCAGGUCUCAACCAGCGCCCAUAUGGGAUGUCGGCAUUGCAGGCAGAGGCUUUACCUGCUGUGCCACAGCGCUGGCCCCCAGUAGUUUAUUUUCUCAUAGUGGAUUCCCCUCCAGAGCUCCUUCUCCAGGGCACACCAGGUAGGAACCAGGGAAGUUGGUAUAUGGGGUCUAAUGAUGCUUGUGCUGCUCAUUUAAGCCUGAGCCCCAGUCCUCAUGCUUGUCUCACUUUGAAAGCUGUGUGGGGCCCUUGGCAGAUCCUCCCCAGCACCCAACAGUGCAGUAGACGGGCUGGCUGGUGGGACCAGAGGGCUGGGAAAGGCAGCUUGCCACCCGGAAAGCAGUGUUGAGACUGGGUUCUCCACACUGGUAGUGACACUUCAGGAACACAGCUGUUCUUCCCAAGUCAUUUUGUAGUCAGUACAGUUUUACCAGCAUCCAAACCCAUGCAUAUGUCUCCGUGUUAAUAUGUUUAAAAUACAUAAGCAUGUAGUUUUUGCUUUGAAGUCAUUUUAACUACUUUUUAAAUUUUAUUUACUUGAUCAAGAGACCAAGAGAGACAGGUAAACAGAGAAAGCUCUCAUCAGCUACUUCACCACCCAGAUGCCUGCAGUGGCCAGUUCCAGGCCAGGUCAAAGCCAGAAGCUGGGGGUUCAGUCCAGGUCUCCCAGGUCACCAAGCUAAUUCAAUCAUCACCUGCUGCCUCCUGGGGUGUGCAUUAGCAGGAAGCUGGAACCAAGAGCCAUGGCUGGGAUUGGAACCCAGGCAAAAAGUCUUAAAAGUAGUCCCACCCCUAAUGCAGCCUGCUCUGUCUACUUCCUAGUCAGUGCACUGUUUCUUUCUCCUGUGGCAGUCUUGCUGCCUGUGGUGCAGGAAGACAGGUCUGUGUCCUCCUGUCUUAGCAGUUACCACUAGCCUCCUCCCUAUUGCUGCAUCACUUUCGUGAUGGCCUCGUGGUGCAUUCCUCCGGGCUGAUACUGAGACUUCCAAACCCAGUUCUGAGGGAGGGGUCACUGCAGAACUCACCCUUCCUGGCUAAGCCCCCUCUGUGUUGUCCUCGUUCCUACUCCCGAGUUGGUAGACCCGAGACACCUGUUAGCUUUGCUCAGGGAUGGCUCCAUUCUUCCAAGUGAACACAAGUUCUCACCUGUGGAAAGUACACAGAGCGUGGGAGAGGGGCCAGGUAGUCUGUGGCAACCUUGCUGGCUCAAACCUGGCAGGUCAUCCGUGCCCACUUCCCCCUCCAGGCGGAUACCAAUAGUAGCCGGCUCUUCACUGUUAAUGACGUCAGAGUCGGAGGCUCCAAGUAUGGCAUCAUCAGCCUGCGCGGUCUGAAGAUGCCCACGCUGCAGGUGCACAUGCACGAAAACCUCUACUUCACCAACCGUAAGGUGAACUCCGUGUGCUGGGCCUCGCUCAAUCACCUGGAUUCCCACAUCCUGCUCUGCCUCAUGGGGCUUGCGGAGACUCCGGGCUGUGCCACGCUACUCCCGGCAUCACUGUUUGUCAGCAGUCACCCAGGGGAGCGGCCUGGCAUGCUGUGCAGUUUCCGCAUCCCUGGCGCUUGGUCCUGCGCGUGGUCCCUGAACAUCCAGGCAAACAACUGCUUCAGUACCGGCUUGUCUCGGCGGGUCCUGCUGACCAACGUGGUGACGGGGCACCGGCAGUCGUACGGAACCAACAGUGACGUCCUGGCGCAGCAGUUUGCUCUCCUGGCUCCCGUGCUCUACAAUGGCUGUCGUUCCGGGGAGGUGUUUGGCAUUGAUGUGCGAUGUCCUGGUCAAGGCAGUGGCUGGAAGGCCACCCGUCUGUUCCACGACUCGGCCGUGACCUCAGUGCAGAUCCUCCAGGAAGAGCAGUGCCUGAUGGCGUCAGACAUGGCUGGAAAGAUCAAGCUGUGGGACCUGAGGACCACCAAGUGUCUGAGGGAGUACAAAGGCCAUGUGAACGAGUAUGCCUACCUGCCCCUGCACGUGCAUGAGGAGGAGGAAAUCGUGGUGGCAGUGGGCCAGGACUGCUACACAAGGAUCUGGAGCCUGCACGAUGGCCAGCUGCUCAGAACCAUACCCUCCCCGUACCCCACCUCCAAGGCCGACAUUCCCAGCGUGGCCUUCUCCUCCCGCCUCGGGGGCUUCCGCGGGGCGCCGGGGCUGCUCAUGGCCGUCGGGCAGGACCUCUACUGCUUCUCCUACAGCUAGCCCAGCAGCACGCAGCCCGGAGGACCUUGGACUUGACUGAAAGAGUAAAGAGUGCUUUGCUUCCACUU
Oryctolagus cuniculus (rabbit) is the source of this 2985-nucleotide messenger RNA. The record is from RefSeq and is a predicted model, not a curated record. NCBI's taxonomy places the organism in Eukaryota, Metazoa, Chordata, Mammalia, Lagomorpha, Leporidae.